Molecule: messenger RNA, 1387 nt
Organism: Nerophis ophidion (straightnose pipefish)
Lineage: Eukaryota; Metazoa; Chordata; Actinopteri; Syngnathiformes; Syngnathidae
Product: clusterin-associated protein 1-like
Exons: 11
Coding region: 9-1163 (384 amino acids)
Biological process (GO): cilium assembly
Cellular component (GO): centrosome; cilium; intraciliary transport particle B
Source: RefSeq, a predicted model, not a curated record
UCACAGAGAUGAUGAGAGCGUUGGGCUUUCCUCGCUUGAUAUCGGUGGAAAACUUCCGAACGCCCAAUUUUACACUGGUGGCGGAAAUCCUUAUAUGGCUUGCUCAAUGUUAUGAUCCUCAGCUGGAAAUUCCAACGGACAUGAAAACAGAGUCAGAAAGAAUAUUCCUUAUCAAGACCGUGGCUCAGUUCAUGGCAACAAAAGCUCACAUAAGGAUGAACACCAAACGUCUUUACCAGGCUGAUGGCUAUGCAGUGAAAGAGAUGGUAAAGAUCACAGCGGUGCUCUACAAUGCUAUGAAGACCAAGCAGAUGGCACUGGGGGCCAGAGUGGACGAGGAAAACAACACUUUCAAGUUUGACCUGGGCUCUCGAAUUUCAGACCUGAAAGCAGCGCGACAGCUAGCAUCAGAGGCCACAUCGAAAGGAGCAUCGCUGUAUGAUUUAUUAGGAAAGGAGGUGGACCUGAGGAAAUUGAGAACUGCUGCCAUUGCAAGACCUCUUGAAAUUGGCGAGACUGAAAAGGCCUUGAGACAUGCCAUCAAAGAAGUCUUGGAAAGUGUGGAGAAGACCAAAGUCAUGAUGAGGAAUGUUGUUUCUGAUGUAGCCAGUCUGGAUGCCAAGAAAGAAAAGAAACAGUUGCAGUUGGAGAUGGUCCAGAGGAGACUCCAGACACUGCAAAGUGUGAGGCCGUUGUUUAUGGAUGAAUACGAGCAGAUCGAGGAGCAGCUGGAGGAGCAAUACAAGAUGCAGGUGGAAAACUUUUCCAACUUUUAUUUUCUUGAGUCUCAGCGGGAAAAACAUCUCAGACAAGAGGAGGAAAACACUCGAAAGAGGAUGGUGCAGCAAAUCAAGGAGAAGGAUGGCGAUUAUAUGAGUUCAUUUAAUGAGGAAGAUACUGUUGAGGAAAAAAGCCAGGAUGGUGAGACGGAAGGAUGUCAAAUGUCUGAUCAACAGCUCCCUCUUAAUGACAUCAUAGCAGGAACGACCAUCGCAAACAUGCUGGCUGGUGACUCUGAUGAGUCAGAAGACAGUGAUAGAGAUGAAGAAGAUGAGGGCACGGAAAUGGAGGGCUUUUUGAAGGGCACAGAGACCAUGAGGCCUCACACUUCCAGGGGAGGCAUGAAACACCCUCUGCUGGCAAAGAGUGAUGAUGACUUUUGAAUAAAGAAUACACAUUUUAAAGUGACUAACCCUAACUUACAAAACCCCAUUUACUAGAAAAGUGUGACAAUACAAAGUCCUUACUCUAAUCCGAACCCCCAACCAGCCUUGAUCCACAUUAAACCCUCUUCUGAAAAAGAGUACACACAUUCAAAGUCCAAACUCUUUACCCUAAAUUGCACAGUUACCCUUUCUAGACUUUUCAUUUUACCUUUGCUGUCCAG